GGGGUAUAUAAAAUAUUUAAUCUCAUUCAUGAGUCGAACUUCCUUUUUAAGACAUGGAUGACAAAGCCUCUGUUGGAAAAAUCAGUGUGUCUUCAGAUUCGGUAUCCACUCUUAACAGUGAAGAUUUUGUCUUGGUUUCCAGGCAAGGGGAUGAAACACCAUCUACAAAUAAUGGUAGUGAUGAUGAAAAACCAGGAUUGAAGUUUCCAAGCAAAAAAUAGAGGAGGAAAACAGGAACUAACUCCCGAUUCUUUUUUCUGGAUUGUAGGGAAUGGGAGUGAGCAGCAGCUGCAGAAAGAACUUGAAGAUGUGCUGAUGGAUCCACCCAUGGAAGACCAGUCCAGUGACCGGGAACAUGGGGAAGAAAGUCGGACUGAUGGAGAAGGGGACGAUCCCAUCCUUCUUGAGGCUUCUGCUUCUUCUACUGUUAACCCUGUGUUGAUGACAGGACUUCAGAAACCUGAGAUGAGCCUGCCAGUGCAACCAACACAGGGAGAUUGCGAGGAGUUGAGCCCUUUUACACCACUGGCGGAUGAGGACAGCGUGGUGUUCAGCAAGCUGACCUACUUGGGCUGUGCCUCGGUGAAUGCCCCCAGGAGUGAAGUGGAAGCCCUGAGAAUGAUGUCUAUCUUACGAAGCCAGUGCCAGAUUUCCUUAGAUGUGACCUUGUCAGUGCCUAACGUGUCUGAAGGAACCGUGAGGCUCUUAGAUCCUCAAACACACACAGAAAUAGCAAAUUAUCCCAUCUAUAAAAUCCUCUUCUGUGUGCGAGGGCAUGACGGGACCCAGGAAAGUGACUGCUUCGCUUUCACCGAAAGCCACUAUAAUGCAGAGCUGUUCAGGAUUCAUGUCUUCCGAUGUGAAAUCCAAGAAGCUGUGAGCCGAAUACUGUACAGUUUUGCCACUGCCUUCCGCCGUUCUGCCAAACAGACUCCGCUCUCUGCCACUACAGCCCCACAGACUCCGGACAGCGAUAUUUUCACAUUCUCUGUAUCCCUGGAAAUCAAGGAAGAUGAUGGGAAAGGUUAUUUCAGUGCAGUUCCCAAAGACAAAGACAGACAAUGUUUUAAACUCCGCCAAGGAAUUGACAAGAAGAUUGUGAUUUAUGUUCAACAGACAACUAAUAAAGAACUUGCCAUUGAGAGAUGUUUUGGCCUUCUCCUGAGCCCUGGGAAGGACGUUCGGAGUGGUGACAUGCACCUUUUAGAUUUGGAAUCCAUGGGUAAAAGCUCUGAUGGGAAAUCGUACAUCAUCACUGGGAGUUGGAAUCAAAAAUCUCCACAUUUCCAAAUUGUAAAUGAAGAAACUCCGAAAGAUAAAGUGCUGUUCAUGACUACAGCUGUUGAUUUGGUGAUAACUGAGGUACAAGAACCUGUGCGAUUCCUUUUGGAGACCAAAGUCCGAGUUUGCUCACCAAAUGAGAGAUUGUUCUGGCCCUUCAGCAAACGUAGCUCCACUGAAAACUUCUUCCUAAAACUAAAACAGAUCAAACAAAAGGACAGGAAGAACAAUACAGAUACAUUAUAUGAAGUUGUGUGUCUAGAAAGUGAAUCUGAAAGGGAGAGAAGAAAAACUACAGCAAGCCCCUCUAUUCGACUGCCACAGUCUGGGUCGCAGGGCUCCAUGAUUCCGUCCCCUCCAGAGGAUGAUGAAGAGGAAGAUAACGAUGAGCCUCUCUUGAGUGGUUCUGGGGAUGUUUCCAAAGAGUGUGCCGAAAAAAUUCUUGAAACAUGGGGAGAUCUUCUGUCCAAAUGGCAUCUGAAUUUGAGUGUGAGGCCAAAGCCUUUGUCAGCAUUGGUGAGAAGUGGUGUUCCUGAAGCACUAAGAGGCGAGGUGUGGCAGCUGCUAGCUGGAUGUCAUAACAAUGACCACCUGGUGGAAAAGUACCGAAUUCUCAUCACAAAGGAGUCUCCCCAGGACAGUGCGAUCACUCGGGACAUCAAUCGCACCUUCCCAGCUCAUGAUUACUUUAAGGAUACCGGGGGAGAUGGCCAAGACUCCUUGUACAAAAUAUGCAAGGCCUAUUCCGUCUACGAUGAGGAGAUUGGCUACUGUCAAGGCCAGUCAUUUCUUGCCGCUGUGCUGCUUCUGCAUAUGCCUGAAGAGCAGGCUUUCAGUGUUCUGGUCAAAAUCAUGUUUGACUAUGGACUCAGGGAACUUUUCAAACAAAACUUUGAAGAUUUGCACUGCAAGUUUUAUCAGCUGGAGCGCCUCAUGCAGGAAUGUAUUCCUGACCUUUAUAACCACUUUCUGGACAUCAGCCUUGAGGCCCACAUGUAUGCCUCCCAGUGGUUUCUAACCCUAUUCACUGCCAAAUUCCCUCUCUACAUGGUCUUCCAUAUUAUUGACUUGUUAUUAUGUGAGGGAAUAAGUGUUAUUUUUAAUGUUGCACUGGGAUUAUUAAAAACUACCAAGGAUGACCUGUUAUUGACAGACUUUGAAGGGGCUUUAAAGUUCUUCCGUGUACAGCUGCCCAAGAGAUACAGGUCAGAGGAGAAUGCAAAAAAGCUGAUGGAAUUAGCUUGCAAUAUGAAGAUUGGGCAGAAAAAGUUGAAGAAAUAUGAAAAGGAAUAUCAUACCAUGCGAGAGCAGCAAGCGCAGCAGGAGGAUCCUAUAGAAAGAUUUGAGCGUGAGAACCGGCGACUGCAAGAAGCGAACAUGAGGCUCGAGCAAGAAAAUGACGACCUUGCACAUGAACUGGUCACCAGCAAGAUUGCACUACGCAAGGAUUUAGAUAAUGCCGAGGAAAAGGCAGAUGCACUGAAUAAGGAGUUGCUGAUGACCAAACAGAAGUUAAUUGAUGCAGAAGAAGAAAAAAGGCGACUAGAAGAGGAGGCUGCUCAGCUGAAGGAAAUGUGUCGGAGGGAACUAGACAAGGCGGAGUCGGAGAUUAAAAAGAACAGUUCUAUUAUUGGCGACUAUAAGCAGAUUUGCUCUCAGCUGAGCGAGCGACUGGAGAAGCAACAAACAGCAAAUAAAGCUGAAAUUGAGAAAAUCCGGCAAAAAGUGGAUGACUGUGAAUACUGCCGAGAGUUCUUCAAUAAAGAAGGGCGUGUGAAGGUCGCCAGCUCUGCCAAGGAUGCUUCUGAUGAGGACACGGAUGAGGAAAAGGAGACUCUGAAAAACCAGCUGAGGGAAAUGGAGCUUGAACUGGCCCAAACCAAGCUGCAGUUAGUCGAAGCAGAGUGUAAAAUACAGGAUCUAGAGCACCAUUUGGGCCUGGCGCUGAACGAGGUACAAGCAGCAAAGAAGACGUGGUUCAACAGAACAAUAAGUUCUAUAAAAACAGUGACUGGUGUCCAAGGAAAAGAGACUUGUUGAAAAGGAAAAACUCGGUCAAACACAUUUUUCUUAAACACAAUACCUUUUGUUGCCUUCCGUGGCCAGAUGUUUAAAUCUGUGACAUGUGAGAGGACCAGAA
Messenger RNA from Pelodiscus sinensis (Chinese soft-shelled turtle), 3421 nucleotides. It is a transcript of the gene RABGAP1, whose product is annotated as RAB GTPase activating protein 1. Gene Ontology annotation, molecular function: GTPase activator activity; small GTPase binding. The record is from RefSeq and is a predicted model, not a curated record. Gene Ontology annotation, biological process: regulation of GTPase activity. Lineage: Eukaryota; Metazoa; Chordata; Testudines; Trionychidae.